Cygnus atratus (black swan) is the source of this 3427-nucleotide messenger RNA. It is a transcript of the gene MORC2, whose product is annotated as MORC family CW-type zinc finger 2. The coding region runs from base 155 to 3232 and encodes 1025 amino acids. Gene Ontology annotation, cellular component: nucleus. The record is from RefSeq and is a predicted model, not a curated record. The transcript has 26 exons. NCBI's taxonomy places the organism in Eukaryota, Metazoa, Chordata, Aves, Anseriformes, Anatidae. Gene Ontology annotation, molecular function: zinc ion binding.
GAGCGGUGCCCCGGUACCAUCGGCCGGUGGCUGCGGCCCUGCGGGGUCCGUGCGCAUGGCGCCGGCCUCCUGGCGAGGGCGGUGACCGGCGUGGGGGGGGCGGGCGGGGAGGCCUCGAGGGCACGCGGAGCGCGGCCCGGGCACAGCCGCCGCCAUGUCGUGUGUCAAUUACAGCAGCCUGAACCGGGCGCAGCUCACCUUCGAGUACCUGCACACCAACUCAACUACCCACGAGUUCUUAUUUGGUGCCCUUGCUGAACUUGUGGAUAAUGCCAGAGAUGCAGAUGCCACAAGAAUAGACAUUUAUACUGAACAACGAGAAGACCUGAGAGGUGGAUUCAUGCUGUGUUUUUUGGAUGAUGGAACUGGAAUGGAUUCAAAUGAAGCUGCCAGUGUUAUUCAAUUUGGUAAAUCAGCCAAGCGAUCACCGGAGUCAACUCAAAUUGGGCAGUAUGGGAACGGCUUGAAAUCGGGUUCCAUGCGGAUUGGGAAAGACUUUAUCCUUUUCACAAAGAAAAACAACACCAUGACUUGCCUUCUCUUGUCACGGACAUUCCAUGAGGAAGAAGGCAUCGAUGAGGUCAUUGUUCCACUGCCCACCUGGAAUGCACAGAGCCGAGAGCCUGUGACUGACAACAUGGAGAAGUUUGCUAUUGAGACAGAGCUAAUCUACAAGUAUUCCCCUUUCAAAUCAGAACAGCAAGUGAUGGAGCAGUUCAAUAAGAUCCGUGGUGAGAAAGGCACCUUGGUGAUCAUAUUUAACCUCAAGCUAAUGGAUAAUGGAGAGCCAGAGCUGGAUGUGACUUCUGACCUCCAAGAUAUUCAGAUGGCAGAAACACCCCCAGAGGGAACAAAGCCUGAGCGCCGUUCCUUCCGUGCCUAUGCUGCUGUGCUCUAUAUUGAUCCUAGAAUGAGGAUAUUCAUAAACGGACACAAAGUACAAACCAAGCGACUUUCCUGCUGCUUGUACAAGCCAAGGAUGUACAAAUAUACUUCAAAUCGUUUCAAGACCCGUGCAGAGCAAGAGGUGAAGAAAGCAGAGCAUAUGGCAAGGAUAGCGGAGGAGAAGGCUCGAGAAGCAGAGAGUAAAGCUCGUGCACUUGAGCUGCGCCUGGGGGGGGAUCUUACACGGGAGUCUAGGGUGACAUUACGUCAAGUCCAGAACUCUGCAAUAACCAUGCGCCGGGAGGCUGAUGUAAAGAAAAGGAUUAAGGAAGCAAAGCAGCGGGCAUUGAAGGAGCCAAAAGAACUGAAUUUUAUUUUUGGUGUGAAUAUUGAGCAGCGUGAAUUGGAUGGCAUGUUCAUUUAUAACUGCAGUCGGCUGAUAAAGAUGUAUGAGAAGGUGGGCCCACAGCUGGAGGGUGGCAUGGCAUGUGGUGGAGUAGUAGGUGUAGUGGAUGUGCCCUAUUUGGUUCUGGAACCAACCCAUAAUAAACAAGACUUUGCUGAUGCCAAAGAAUAUCGACACUUGUUGAAGGCCAUGGGAGAGCAUUUAGCUCAGUAUUGGAAAGAUGUAGCUAUAGCCCAGAGGGGUAUCAUCAAGUUCUGGGAUGAAUUUGGUUAUUUGUCAGCAAACUGGAACCAGCCUCCAUCUAGUGAACUGCGCUACAAACGCCGAAGAGCCAUGGAGAUUCCUACCACGAUUCAGUGUGAUGUGUGUCUGAAGUGGCGAACACUCCCAUUCCAGAUGAGUUCAGUGGAGAAGAAUUACCCUGAUAGCUGGGUAUGCUCUAUGAACCCCGAUCCUGAACAAGACAGAUGUGAAGCUGCAGAGCAGAAGCAGAAAGUACCACUAGGAACUCUGAAGAAAGACUUGAAAUCACAAGAGGAGAAGCAGAAACAACUGACAGAGAAAAUCCGCCAGCAGCAGGAAAAACUGGAAGCUCUGCAGAAAACCACUCCAAUUCGAUCUCAAGCUGACUUGAAAAAACUGCCUCUGGAAGUGACUACACGGCCUGCAGGGGAGUCACUGACUCGACUUCAGCGCCCCCGAUCUCCUCCUUUACCCGAUGUAAUUAAGAAUGCUCCCAGCAGACCACCACCAGCUAUGCCUCUUCCCAGGUCUGUCAGUCAGCUGAAAAAGAGCUCUCCAGCUUGGCCAACUGUUAGCUCUCCUAAAUUGGCAAGCAUUCUCUGCAAGGAGGAGGCCAGUACUUCCAGGACACACCACCAUACUGUGACAGCUGGGAAGUCUAACAGCACUUCAAAAACUCUUGCCAAAACAGCUACAACAACAAAACCAUCCACUGCUGUCCUGCAGAACCCCAAAAGCCCACGUGAGAUACCCAGCUCAAAAACUGCCAAGACACCAGCAGUAAAGAAAUCUGCCACUGUCAAAUGCCCACAGGCCUCCACAACCCGGAAGAGGACCUUAUAUACCACAGAGGAGGUGUCUGAGGAGGAAGGGGAGUAUAAGAAGGAGAAGACAAAACGGGGCAAAUUUGUGGCAGUGAAAGAGGAGAAGAAGGAUUCCAGUGAGGUCGUGGUAGAGCUCACAGAUAGUGCAGGAGAAGAAGAACUAGCAGAACUGAAGAAAGCUCAGAAAGAUAAAGGGCUACAUGUGGAAGUGCGUGUAAACAAGGAGUGGUUCACAGGCCGUGUCACAGCUGUGGAAAUGGGCAAGCAUGCAGUACGCUGGAAGGUGAAGUUUGAUUAUGUUCCUACAGACACCACACCAAGAGAUCGCUGGGUAGAGAAGGGCAGUGAGGAUGUGAGACUGAUGAAGCCUCCGUCUCCAGAGUAUCAGACUCCAGAUACACAGCAGGAAGAGGGGGUUGUUGUGGCUGAACCUUCUACCUCAGACUGUGUCAGAAUUGAGCCAGACACCACUGGACCUAGCAGUAACCAAGAAACAGUAGACUUGCUAGUUCAAAUCCUUCGGAAUUGUUUGCGAUACUUCUUGCCUCCAAAUUUUCCUGUUUCCAAGAAGGAGCUGAGUUCCAUGAGUUCAGAAGGGUUGCUGGCAUUUCCCUUGAAAGAAUAUUUCAAACAGUAUGAAGUGGGUCUGCAGAACCUGUGCAAUUCAUAUCAGACACGUGCUGAUGCCCGGGCCAAAGCCUGUGAAGAAAGCCUGCGCAACUCAGAGAGAAAGCUGAAGGAGACUGAGGAGAAACUGCAGAAGCUGAGGACUAACAUUGUGGCUUUGCUGCAGAAAGUGCAGGAGGACAUUGACAUUAAUACAGAUGAUGAACUGGAUGCAUAUAUCGAGGACUUGAUCACAAAAGGAGACUGAAUGACCCCAUUAUACAUCCUAGGGAAGUGCAGAGGAGCUGGUUUCUUCUAUGGAGAUGUGGAUUCCUGCAGUGGAGGACUAUGACAGCUGAGAGGAGAGGGUUUUUAGACAGUACUUCCUUUGUAUUGGUGUACAACUCGUUCUUGUGACUUUACAUGAAAAAGACAUUCGUGCUUUUGGCAGGAAAGUUUUUAA